UACUUCCACAAAACAUAGUAAAAGAGUUUUUUGGAAAACUAACCCUUUGGAAAACAUUGUGGGGUGAUGGAUUGGGAUUUGGAGGCAUCUUCUUUCUCGGGGCUUUCACAGAGUGAUGAUAGUUGGAAAAAGUAAAAAAUGACUCGCCAACUCAAAGCAGCAUAUUCCAUUGUACAUCAUUAGGUGCUAAAACUCCAGGUUCAAUGCCAUGUGCCACUUCCAACUACAAUAAUUGACGAAUGGGGGGUGACAGGUCAUCCAACACCGAAAUUUCUAUGAUAAGCUUUGUUCAUCUUUCACGAAUUUGGGUUUUUUUUUGUUGAGCACAACAACAAGAAGCCGAGAAGGAGGGGCCUCAUGAGGAAUGGAUAUGGAGUUAUAUGGAUGCUUGCAAUAGUGUUAUUGACCACAAAAACAACGGCAGUCAAUCAAAAUCACAUACCCACCACUCUAGAAGGUCCAUUUGAGCCUGUAACUCGUCGAUUUGAUUCGUCUUUGCGUCGAGGAAGUGUUGACUUGCCAAUGAAUCAUCCAAGGCUCAAGAAGAAUGUCACCUCAAAUUUCCCAGAACAGAUAGCUCUCGCUCUCUCUACCCCAACUUCAAUGUGGGUUUCUUGGGUCACUGGGGAUGCGCAGAUUGGCUCUAAUGUUACUCCCCUUGAUCCUUCAUCAGUUGCGAGUGAAGUCUGGUAUGGGAAGGAAAGUGGCAAGUAUACAAGCAAAAGGGGAGGGAAUUCAACAAUUUAUAACCAAUUUUAUCCAUUUGAGGGACUUUUCAAUUACACCUCUGGCAUCAUUCACCACGUCAGAAUUGAUGGUCUUGAACCUGGAACUAAAUACUAUUACAAGUGCGGGGACAGCUCUAUUCCAGCAAUGAGUGAGGAGCAUGUCUUUGAAACUUUACCAUUGCCUAGGCCAAAUGCUUAUCCUCGGCGAAUAGCAGUCAUUGGGGAUUUGGGUCUCACCAGCAAUUCAUCUACAACCAUUGAUCAUCUCAUUAUGAAUGAUCCAUCAAUGAUUUUAAUGGUUGGUGACUUGACUUAUGCCAAUCAGUAUCGUACAUCAGGAGGGAAAGGAGUUCCAUGCUUUUCGUGUGCAUUCCCAGAUGCACCUAUUAGAGAGACAUAUCAACCCCGCUGGGAUGCAUGGGGGAGGUUCAUGGAGCCAUUGGUUUCAAGAGUUCCUAUGAUGGUGAUUGAAGGCAACCAUGAGAUUGAGCCUCAAGUUUCUGGGAUUACUUUCAAAUCAUACGUGACAAGAUUUGCAGUUCCCUCUGAAGAGUCUGGCUCUGGCAGUAACUUCUACUACUCUUUUGAUGCAAGUGGGGUACAUUUUGUCAUGUUGGGAGCAUACAUCGACUACAACAGCACUGGUGCCCAAUAUAAUUGGUUAAAAGAAGAUUUGCAAAAAGUGGACCGGACAGUGACCCCUUGGUUGGUAGCUGCGUGGCAUCCACCUUGGUAUAAUAGCUAUUCCUCACACUAUCAGGAGUUUGAAUGCAUGAGGCAAGAAAUGGAAACUCUUUUGUAUCAACAUAAAGUUGAUAUCAUUUUUACUGGUCAUGUUCAUGCUUAUGAGCGAAUGAACAGAGUAUUUAACUACACUUUAGAUCCGUGUGGACCUGUUUAUAUAACAGUUGGAGAUGGUGGGAAUAUCGAACAAGUUGAUGUUGAUUUCGCUGAUGACCCUGGGAAGUGUCCUUCAACUGGAGACAACAUACCAGAAUUUGGAGGAGUAUGUCACUUGAAUUUCACUUCAGGUCCUGCUAAAGACAAGUUUUGUUGGGACAAGCAACCAGAGUGGAGUGCGUUUAGAGAAAGCAGCUUUGGACAUGGAAUUCUUGAGGUUUUGAAUUCAACAUAUGCAUUAUGGACUUGGCAUAGAAAUCAGGACAUCUACAAGAACGAUAGCCAUGGCGAUCAGAUAUACAUCGUGCGACAACCUGAAUUGUGCGCUCUUUCUACAGCUCUAAAAGGAGAGAAUCAAUCGCGAACAGGAGGGCAAACGAAAGCAACAGCAGGAGUAGCAGCUACAUCUAUAAGGAUGUUUGUCCACCCACUAAUGGUUAUAAUUAUGAUUGCCUUCUUAAUAUGCUAAUACAAAUGAAAGAACAUUCAAAAUUUGUUGUUCAUUCCAAAUAGAGUUAAGAAAGAAAAUCUAUAUUGGUUCUUUUAUUUCUCUACGUCGUGAUAGUUAACCUGAUAUGGUGAUACUGACAUGAAUUAUGUACAAUUUUAUUACUUUGUGUAAAUAUUUUUUUGAGAAGGAAGAUCAUAGAAACAAUUC
Molecule: messenger RNA, 2286 nt
Organism: Tripterygium wilfordii
Lineage: Eukaryota; Viridiplantae; Streptophyta; Magnoliopsida; Celastrales; Celastraceae
Product: purple acid phosphatase 23
Exons: 8
Coding region: 358-2097 (579 amino acids)
Molecular function (GO): metal ion binding; acid phosphatase activity
Source: RefSeq, a predicted model, not a curated record